UGUAUUCGCAUUCCAAACUUGUUUGUUUCCAAGUGAAAAUUAUUCUACAGACGAUGCGUUGUGGAUGAGUUGGUGAACUUUGUGACCAAGAUUAAUUCAUCAUGAAGCGUGUGUUCAGUCUCACCAGUAAAUCCUUUGGUGGCCAAGGGACCAUACAUUAUUGUUGGCAGAAAACUUUAGGCAACUACCUAGCUGUUGUUGGACAUGAUCAUGUGCUAAGAAUUUAUGAUCGACAUGGAGAUCUGAAGGAAGAAUUUAAUUUACCUGGGGCCUGCACUGGUAUUGGAUGGGACAAAGAUGGGGAUACCUUGGCUGUUAUCAAUGACAAGAAUGGCGUCAUCAUACUGUGGGACGCGAACACCCAGAGGACAUCUCCCAUUGACAGCGGUCUAAGAGAUAGCCUGACUUAUAUGUUGUGGGCUAAAGCAGGACCCUACCUGGCAGUGGGGACGUCCAAAGGAAACUUACUCAUCUACAAUCACCAGACAUCCAGAAAGGUGCCAGUGUUGGGUAAACACACCAAGAAGAUCACCUGCGGGUCGUGGAGUAAUGAGAACUUACUUGCCCUCGGCAGUGAUGACCGCACCAUCACAAUCAGCAACAUAGAGGGCGACACCAUCCGCCAGACUUCUGUCAGGUCUGACCCACAGGAAGUCCAGUUCUCAGAAAUGAAGGGAGACGAGCGAAGUCAGAUAGGAGAUAACACUGUGAGUGUGGUGAUUGGUAAGAAGACACUGUUCCUGUACAACCUCAAUGACCCUGAGAACCCUAUAGAGCUGGCCUUCCAACAGAGAUACGGAAACAUCAUCUCCUAUCGCUGGUAUGGAGAUGGUUACAUCAUGAUCGGCUUUUCUCAUGGCUACUUUGUGGUUAUAUCGACUCACAUGAAGGAGAUUGGUCAGGAAUUUCAAGAGGGACAUUUAAGAAUUCCUAAGGAGCUGUUCCAGGCUCGAAACCACAAGGACAACUUGACAUGUAUUGCCAUUUCCAACUCCCUCAACAAGGCUGCAUCAUGUGGAGACAACUGUAUCAAGAUUCACGACUUGUCAGACCUAAAGGAGAUGUUUGCCAUCAUCAACAUGGACGAUGAGCGAGGUCUAGAUAAACUAAACUGGACAGAUGACGGUCAGCUCUUGGCAGUGUCGACCCAGAAAGGUAACCUCCAUGUCUACCUGACCAGACUUCCCAUGCUGGCGUCGGCCUCCUCCACCAGGAUAGCUCACCUCACUUCACUGCUAGAGGUCACCAUAGAGGACAACGUCAAUCAGGACCCUCCAUUGACUAUCCCUAUAGACGUGGAGCCGUCCUUUCUGGGAAUAGGACCGUAUCAUCUGGCAGUGGGCAUGAACAACCGGGCGUGGUUCUACCUCCUGGGAGACAAUGGACUUGAAAAACUAAAGGACCGGGAGUACCUAGGGACUGUGGGCACUAUCUGUCUCAACGCUGAUUAUGCUGCUGUCAGCUUCGAGGGUCGAGUCCAGCUUCAUAUGAUUGAGGGUGAAACUGCUGGAACAACGGAUGAAAGAGAAUCCAAGCUUUUCCCUGACAUGGACCAGCAGGAUUCACGCAUCACCUGUCACAGCAUGACCCAAGAUUUCCUUAUCUUCGCCACAGAUAAUGGUGGCAUCAACUAUUUCUUCAUUGAGGACUGGCAGAUGGUGAAUGAGUUUCGCCAUGUUGUGGGAAUACGCAAAAUCUUCCCAGAUCCCAGUGGCUCCCGAGUCAUCUUUGUUGACGACAAAAGUGAUGGUUUCGUUUACAAUCCGGUGAAUGACCAGAAUCUAGAAAUCCCCAAGUUUUCCCCGACCACAAAAGGUGCCCUGUGGGAGAUGUGGACAGCAGAUAAGGGUGUGUUUCUCACUUAUGAUGAGGAGAAGAUCUGUACCUACCUUUACUGUCGGGAGUCUGUUCAAGGGCCCCAGGUAGCCUUUGCAGGUGAGACACGUCUGCCGUACGGCCAGAUUCCCAUCAUGCUGUAUAAUGGGGAGGUAACUCUACAAACAGAAAGUGGACGACUUGGCACACUCCUCCUGGAAACACACACAGCCCUGUUUUCUGACAACUUAGAGGAUAUGGAAAAGGAGGUGAUGAAAUCAGCAUUACAUCAAGGGACCCUUUUGAGAAGAUUCAAGGACGCCUGGAACUUAUGUAGCCAGAUGAAUGACCUGGUGUGCUGGUUAGAGCUAGGAAGGGGGGCACUGUCCAGUCUGGAAGUGGACUUUGCUAUGCGAGUGUACAGGGAGAUAGGAGAUGUUGGUAUGGUCACCUCUCUCCAGCAGAUCAAGCACCUAGAGGACAGGAAUCUACUGUCUGGUUACAUAGCCAUGUUCCUGGCAGAGUUUAACCUGGCGCAGGAUCUGUUCCUGGCCUCGGGGAAACCACUGGCUGCACUAGAGAUGCGGCGAGACUUGCUGCACUGGGACAGUGCCCUCCAGCUGGCCAAGGCUCUCGCUCCUGAACAGAUUCCCUACAUCUCACGAGAAUAUGCCCAACAGCUGGAAUUUACUGGGGACUACAUGAAUGCCUUGUCACAUUACGAAAAAGGUGUGACACGACAAGAGAAGGAUCGCGAGCAUGAUGAGGUCUGUGCCGCGGGGAUAGCCCGUAUGUCUAUCAGGAUGGGAGAUAUUCGUAGGGGAGUUAACAUGGCCCUGAAGAUGCCCAGUAGGAUACUGAAGAAGGAGUGUUCCACCAUACUGGAAGGAAUGAAGCAAUGGCAGGAAGCAGCCAUGUUGUACGAACAUGGAGGUUACUACGACAAAGCAGCAUCUGUCUACAUCCGCAGUAAAAACUGGAACAAGGUUGGAGAGCUUUUGUCGCACAUUACCUCCCCAAAAAUCCAUGCCCAGUACGCUAAGGCUAAAGAAGCAGAUGGACGCUACAAGGAGGCUGCAGAGGCCUACAAACAGGCCAAGGACUGGGACAAUGUCAUCAGGAUAAACUUGGACUACCUGCAGAACCCUGAGGAAGCUGUGAGGAUUGUACGUGAAAUCCAGUCUAUAGAGGGAGCCAAGAUGGUGGCUAAGUUUUUCCAGAAGUUGAAUGACUAUUCAUCUGCUAUCCAGUUCUUGGUCAUGUCUAAGUGUAACGACGAGGCAUUCCAGCUGGCUCAGACACACAAUCAGAUGGAAACAUAUGCCGAUAUCAUUGGUCCGGAUGCUACCCCGGAGGACUACCAGAGCAUUGCCCUGUUCUUUGAGAAUGAGAAGAACCACUUCCUGUCCGGAAAAUUUUUCCUUCUCAGUGGACAGUAUAGUAGGGCAAUGAAGCACUUCCUGCGGUGUAGUGGAGAGGAUGGCAGGGCUAUAGAGCUAGCUAUAGAGACAGUUGGACGAGCCAAUGACACGCAGCUCACUAGACAGCUCAUAGACUUCCUCAUGGGAGAGACUGACAACAUUCCUAAGGAUGCUAAGUACCUAUUCCGCCUCUACAUGGCCCUGAAACAGUACAGGGAGGCUGCGCGUACUGCCAUCAUUAUCGCUCGUGAGGAGCAGAACGCUGGUAACUAUCGUAAUGCUCACGACGUGCUGUUCAGUAUGUACCAGGAGUUGAAGGAGCAGAAGAUCAAGAUCCCAGCAGAAAUGGGCACCAACCUGAUGAUUCUACACAGCUACAUCCUUGUCAAGAUCCACGUCAAACACGGCGACCAUCUCAAGGGCGCUAGAAUGCUCAUACGUGUGGCUAACAACAUCAGUAAAUUCCCUUCACAUAUUGUGCCUAUUCUCACGUCUACUGUUAUUGAGUGUCACAGAGCUGGCCUGAAAAAUUCCUCCUUCAGUUACGCUGCCAUGUUGAUGAGACCAGAGUACAGAAAUCAGAUCGACCUUAAGUUUAAGAAGAAGAUAGAGAUGAUUGUCCGUAAGCCAGAUAAGACAGAGGAGGAGGAACCCUUAACACCAUGUCCCUAUUGUGGUUUUCAGUUACCCGAGACAGACCUCACAUGUCCAGAGUGUAAAAAUAGCCUACCCUACUGUACAAUCACAGGUCGACAUCUCGUCAAAGAUGACAUGGCUGCCUGCCCUAAGUGUGACUUCCCAGGAUUAUUUUCUGAAUUUAUAAGGUUAUUGGAGAUAGAAGACAGUUGUCCUAUGUGUACAGAGAAGGUCAUCAAGGAGAACAUACAGAAAGUGACCGACACACAGCAUUACCUGACCCCUGAGGAGGGUACCGAGUGAUGUCACAGCCUUGUACUAACUUGUCGGCUUAGAUCCCGAACAGACUGAACAACAGCAAGUGAACUGUGACUGACUAAACAUGUACAACAUGUACACAGACUGAACACAUACAGACUGAAUUGAGUUUUAUCAUGGUCCUAGCUAUAAGUAACGUUUUAAAGCAAAUAAAUCUUGUAAAUACCCUGUUAAAAAGUGUAAAGCAAUGUUAGCAGUCUAUGGAGUAUCAAAGUUAAAUUCACUGCUUGACCUGUUACUGGUUGUAAAGGUUCUGAUAUAUUCUGACAUUAUUUAUUGAUACAUUCCAUAUUUCAUGCUUUACAAACUAUUUCUGCAUAAUGAAAUCCCUGAUUUGUAGCUACCGGUAUUGUGUUGGAAAUUGUGAACAAAAUAUUUAUGAUUUAACAUAAUACAUCUAAUUGUAUUAAAAACUGUUUAGUGUUAUUAAGAAUGUGUUCUGAGCAACUAUUGUGUUUAGCAAAUAUUCCAGUUGAGAAACCGUCCUUUUAUCACCAGUGAAGAGAUUUGCUGUUUUAGGUUUUAAAUGUUAGUUUACAAGUGACAGAUUUCUUUGGUAAUUACCUGUUUCCUAGGUAGUGGUAAAUUCAUAUUUAUAUAUAUAAUGUUUUAAUUAGGAGUUAGUUUUUUUCAGACAAAGAUGGAAAAUGUAUUAAAUUUGAAUUUGAUACCAAUAUGUGACACGUUAAUAGUGGGAAAAGUACUGAUUUUCAAAUAAAUUUCCUCAGACUUAAAGGUAUAAUUGAAAUUUUGGUCGAUGUACUUUUCUCUCAAACUUGAAAUAUUUAAUCCCUCUUUAGGUCAAGUUCCCGUUGUCACUCCAGCAUUACAAUAAACUUUUAAGCCCUAUAGCACCGCUAUAUUAAACAAAUAUUGGUAGAACUUUUCUACUGAGUUAAACUCGUACUGUUAUAUUUAUUUAUAGCAUGUGUACAAUUGUUUAAUGCAAUGAAAUGCUCACACAAAAAUUAAUUACAAAUCUACAAGUAAAUAGAAUGAACUGACGUCAACAAUUGUUUUUGUAAAUGAAGACUGCAUGAAAUGUAAUGUGUUCAGCUGGUGAGCCUGAUUGAAAUUGAUUCUUGUGUCGGAAAAAAACUGUCCAUUUAAGGCUAUUUCAAAGUCUAUUAUGGUUGAUAUUUUUAGAUAUAGUUGUGCAUUAUGGUUGAAAAUAAUUUGAGAUAUUUGGUCGGAAUAGUCUUCUACAGACAACAGAAAGAUUAAUUUAAAAAUAUUUUACACCAGAUUGAAUUACUGAUUGGAACUGAUCUGUAAAUUGGGAAUUGAUAGAUCUGAUUGUAUAUGUAAAUAAGAAGAGUAUUCUUGCUAACUUAUAUUUUUAUUUCUUCAUAUUUUUUUUUCUGAUGUUCACGUACAAGUUAUCAGGUGUAGUUUUCAAUUUUAAAAGAUUACAGAAAUACAAUGUAUUGCACAUUUGUGAAUUUGUAGUGAGAAUGUCAUCAGCACUUCAUUUUCAAGUAAAAUUUAAUACUGGGAAACCGUUUGUCGUAGUAGUGCUACUUUUGCCGUACAAAUAAGAUAGAAUACAUUUUGUCAUCCGCUUUGAUAUUUGUAAAUUUUUGUAAUAAAAGGAAAAAAAGAAAGUUUAAUUUUGUGCCAGUUUUAGCAACUUAAUAUUUCGUGCCUCUCUUAACCGUCCAAACAUAACUUUAUGUACUAUUGUGAUAGACCAAUUCUGUUGUUAUUGAAGAUCUGACCAUUUAAAAGAAUUGUAUGUGAUAUAAUACGUCUGUGAUUACAAGAAAUUAUGCUGAACUUUCAGUGGUUGUUUGUUAUUUAUGUGUGCAUAGGAAAUAAAUGUUUU
This is a messenger RNA of Mizuhopecten yessoensis (Yesso scallop), 6015 nucleotides long. RefSeq names its product WD repeat-containing protein 19-like. Gene Ontology annotation, cellular component: cilium; intraciliary transport particle A. The record is from RefSeq and is a predicted model, not a curated record. The coding region runs from base 102 to 4175 and encodes 1357 amino acids. Gene Ontology annotation, molecular function: protein binding. NCBI's taxonomy places the organism in Eukaryota, Metazoa, Mollusca, Bivalvia, Pectinida, Pectinidae. Gene Ontology annotation, biological process: cilium assembly; intraciliary retrograde transport. The transcript is spliced from 35 exons.